AUGGCCUAUCAUUUAAUUGAUAACGUACACUCAAAAUCAUUGACGCCCAAAGAACCAAACGUUGAGUUAUUGGAUGCGUCAUGCGUGCGAAAUAUCAUUGUUUGCCUGGGCAAUAACAUUGGCAAAACAUUUAUCGCUAGUAAAUUGAUUCAAAACACAAGUAAUAAUAUAUCUGUGAACAAUGGAACGAUCACUCUUUAUGUUGCUGAUUCCUCAGUUGUGGUAUCCAGAAAAGCAGCUUAUUUUCAAAGACUCACUAAUAUGUUGGUGGCCGAGUACCAUAAAGGAAAUUGCAAUAAAAUAAAAAAGAUAAAAAAGAUACCAAAAUUAGAUCAAAUUGUAGUCGCAGAAACAGAAACAGCAAAUUAUAUGCUAGAAAAUGAAUUGAUUGUAAUGUCUGAUAUUAAUUUAUUGAUAUUACAUGAUUGUCAUUGCGUUUUAAAAAAUGGCAUAGUUCCUCAAAAAGAGCUUAUGAAAUUUUAUUAUAAUUCUUCUACAAAACCUCAUAUUCUUAGUUUAGCCAGUUCAUUAUUUUCUUCAAAUUUAGAUCUCAGUCAAAUUAAAUCAUGCCUAAAUAAAAUGGAGGAUAUAUUAAAUUGUAAAGCAGAAACUGCCAGUAAUGUGCUCUCUUUGCUAAGAUAUGGGACCCAUCCACAUGAAGUUUUAAUUGAAUAUGGACUACAUAUACCAUCUUCAAUUGAUGAAAUAAUUGAAGGAGAAAUUUUAAAAGCCAUUCAAUUUAUAAAAGAUCAUCGAUAUGAUCCUUUAGAAAUGUAUGAGAGUUUUACAGAGGAGUUACAAGACAUUCCCGAUCCUAAGAAAGAACCGGAAGAAAUUUUUUUAGAGCUGCUAAAUGUUUUACACACCCUAGGGCCUUGGAGUACUGAUAGAGCUGCACUAGUAUUGCUUCUUCAAAUUGAAAAGUUAAAAGUAACCACACCUUAUGAGAGACAUUUUUUGCUACUUUGUAUGGCAUCUACAGUUCUGGUCAAAAUUCGUGCCAUUUUAGACGAUUUUUUUAAAGAUAUUGAUGAAAAAGAAAGAAUUUAUAAAUACUCUUCACCUAAAAUUUUAAGGGUUAUAGAAAUUCUUAGAAAAUUUGUACCAGAAAAAUUAGAUGUCAAAUUGGAUGAUAAUUUAAGUGUAAAAAAUCAAAGUAAUAAAUUAUCGGAUGCAAGUAAAACCAUUUCAAAAGCGAUUGAAACUUCGGCAGAAAAAUGUUCCACCAUUUUAAAUGAAUCUGAAAUGAAGAAGCAAUGCUUGAAUUGUGAUUGCACAAUAAUGACUGAAUAUUUAUUAAAAAGACUGGAUUCUAGUGAUAUAAAAAAUUUUACUUAUGAUAAUUUUGCUAAAUUAGAAAAAGAAGGAUAUUCAAAUUUCAUUAUGAAUAAUGAGGACUUAUCUAAAUCUGCUACUCAAAUUGAAAAUAAUGAAAGGAAUUUAAAAGAACUUGGUGAUAAAAAUGAAAUUUCACUCUUGUCUAAUAAUUUUUCAAACAAUUGUAAUGAAAGUUUAAACCAAAGUAAUAACAAUAAACCAAUCAAAAAUUUCUUUUAUGAAAACAAUAAUAAAAGCAAAAAAGAACACUCGAAUAGUAUUUUGAGAAAUAAAAAUGGUUUUUUGCCUAUUGCUAAAGAAAAUAUUUUAAGAGCGGUAAAUGAAUCCCUACAGAUGAAGAAGAGGAAAAUAAACGAAACUCAUACAAUAGAAAGAGAAAAUCAAGAUGAUUUUAUUUUUAAACAGUUAAAAAAUUUUGGAGAUAGUGACGUUCCUCUUUGCGGUUUAAUUUUUGUCGAAAAAAAAUUCACAGCUAAAGUUUUAUUUCAUGUUUUAAAUGAUUUAAAACAGGCCGAUGAAGAUUUUUCGUUCUUAAACGUACAAUUUACAGUUGGUAAAGUUGUUGAUGGCACUAAAGAUCCAAAAGGAGCUGAAAAUGAGCAUAGAAAGCAAGAGCUAAUGUUAAAAAGAUUUCGAAUCAGAGCAUGUAAUCUUCUGAUAGGCACAAGCUUUUUAGAAGAAGGAAUCGAGUUACCAAAAUGCAAUUUAGUUAUUAGAUUUGACGUUCCUAAACAUUAUAGGUCUUACAUUAAUACAAAAGAAAGGGCCAGAGCCGCUAAUUCUUUAUUCUGUCUUUUAGUCGGCCCUAAUGAAAAAGAUGAUUUUGUACACGAAUUGGCCAAAUAUUACGAAACGGAAGCUGUGCUUUUAGAAAAAUGCGGUCAUCUGGAACCGGAAGAAGAAGAGGAAAACGAAGCUGAUUUGUAUACACAAUUAGUACAACCUUUUUGUCCACUUUUGAAACGAGAAUGUCCCCAUGUGGACUUAUCAAGUGCUGUGAUGUUACUUAAUAGAUAUUGUGCCAAACUACCGAGUGAUACUUUUACUCGGCUCACACCAAUAUGCAAUAUAAAAACGGUGAAAGAAUUUGAAAGAAAAAUGUAUGUUUGUACCAUUCGUUUACCCAUUAAUUCUCCGAUAAAACAGGAAAUUGAGGGUUGUCCUAUGCCUACAAGAGUUUUAGCAAAACGAUUUGCAGCUUUCCAAUGCUGUCAAUUGCUUCACUUAUCCGGUGAAUUGGAUGAUACCCUUCAACCAAUAAGUAAAGAAAGUUUUUGGAUUCGAGAAGAAGGACGAUUAACAGUUACCAAUGAUGAAACGGAAGAAAUUGUUUCCAGAGAUAGUUUGGAACCGAGGCCUGGAACCACAAAGCGAAGGCAAUACUAUUACAAAAAGAUUGCAGAUUCCCUAACGGAUUGUCUUCCGAUGGCAGAUAAGCCAUCUUUUUUAUACGAUAUAUCUAUGGUGUUGAGUUGCCCUCUUCCCGAAGAACAAAACACGAGGGGUAGAAAAAUUCAUCCUCCGGAAAACUCAUCUCAGGGCUUUGGGAUUCUAACAAAGAAAAGAAUUCCAAAAAUCGGUCCCUUUCCUAUUUUCACAAGAUCUGGAGAAGUGCAAGUUAAAUUAAAACUGGCGCAGACAACAGUUCAACUUACAGAAAUUGAAAUCAAUAAAAUUGUUGCAUUUAUUCAUUAUACUUUCACCAGCGUUUUAAGACUUCAGAAGUAUCUCAUGAUGUUCGAUCCGAAUUCUUCGGAAAAUUCUUAUUUUAUUGUUCCCACUAAAAAAGUUAAGGAUUCGGAUUCGGUAGAAGUAGAUUGGGCAUUUUUAGAAUUAAUAUAUGAAAAGAGAAAUCAAGUUCCUACAUUCAUACCUGAAGAAAAUCGGAAAAAUUUUGUUUUUGAACCAUCGAAAUUUGAAGAUGCGGUUGUGAGUCCAUGGUAUCGUAAUCAAGAUCAACCACAGUAUUUGUAUGUGGCCGAAAUAUGUACAAAUUUGAACCCAAAAUCUGCUUUUCCGGGAACGGAAUAUCAAACUUUUGAAGAAUAUUAUUUGAAAAAAUACAAUAUUGUCAUUCAAAAUCUUGAUCAGGCUCUUUUAGAUGUUGAUCACACUUCAGCUCGUCUUAAUUUUUUAACUCCUCGGUAUGUUAAUAGAAAAGGCGUCGCUUUACCAACAACCAGCGAAGAAAAGAAAAGAGCUAAAAGGGAAAAUUUAAAACAAAAACAAAUUCUCAUUCCGGAAUUGUGCGAUAUUCAUCCGUUUCCAGCCACUCUUUGGAGAAAAGCCGUUUGUUUACCCUGUAUUUUGCAUCGAAUCAAUGCUUUGCUUUUAGCCGAUCAAGUUCGUAUGAUCGUUGCCGAAGAAAUCGGAGUCGGUAGCAUAGAUUUAAACGAGGAGUUCAAUGGGAAUCCUUUUAAUUUGGGAUGGAGCUGGGCAGAUGUAUUAAAACAAACCAAAAUUUUAAAAAAACAACGUGAAGAAACGCCAGAAGCCGUGAAAAGUAUUGAAAUGAAAGACGAGAGUGACCACGUAAACAAAAAUAAUAAAGACACUCAGAACUGUAAUGAUAAUGAUCGUGAAAAUGACUCCGAUUUAAAAGUUACAUUAAACGAUAGUUGUAAUACAGAAAUUGUUCUUGAAGAGAGUAACGAAAGUGAUAAAGAUGACAAACAAUGGGUUGAAAUUGGAACUUGGAGUAAUGAUAUGGCAGAUGAUAAAUUAGAAAACAUUUACGAUGAUUCCCAUGAUCCGGAUGAAAUCGAUGAUUUGAGACUUCCGAAAAAUUUAACGAUGAUAGAGGAAACAGAUGGAAAAGAAAUAAAUGAUUGGGAUUCGAAAAUAUUUAGUGAAAUGAAAGAUUCGGUUCGCUAUUGUUCCCCUACUAGCUGGUUAGGAGAACCCAAAAUGGAUGAUGAAGUUUUAGAUGGCCUUUCCGAGAGUACGUACAGCGAUGAUUACUUUGAUGGAUAUAUGAACAGUGAUACCGAUUCUGAAUGUGGGGGCCUAAAAAUUGAAUUCAAAGAUGAUAAUGUCGCAGAAGCAGUCGAAAACAAUCACACGGCUACUAAUUUUAUCAAAGAAUUAAAUGAAGUCGAAGAAUCCGAACCUUGGUACUAUGACGAAUCUGAAAAAUAUUCAAAAUACGUCGAUGAAUUUUACGCAAACGUUCAAAACCGAAAGGAAAAAAUUAUUAAUAGUGAUAUGUAUUAUUCUGAAGAAAAAUCUUUUGAUUUUUCUCGUUCGCAUUCGAAAAAUUAUCAGAAAACAUAUCCGGGAUGCUGCAAAAACGAUUCACAAUCGGAAACAAGUGAGAAUUUCGGUAGUGCUGAUAAUCGACUUCCGAGAUUGAAUGAAAAUUUACAAAAUGAUUUUAAAAGUUUACCAUAUUUUAAGAUCAUAAGUGAAGUUUUGAAACGCGAAGAGAACAAACAAGCAAAUCCUAAAAAUAACGUUUUGGGAUUUGAAUUAAAAACUUUGCCUUCCAAUUAUAAACCUUUCGAGGAAAUCGAUGAAAUUUGUCAAAAAUUUAGUUUCGAUGAACAACCUGAUCUCAGUGGACAUCCAGGUCCAAGUCCCAGUCUUAUUUUGCAAGCUUUAACCAUGUCUAACGCAAAUGACGGUAUCAACUUGGAAAGACUCGAAACCAUUGGUGAUUCUUUUUUAAAAUAUGCAAUUACUACUUAUUUGUAUUGUAUUUAUGAAAAUGUUCACGAAGGAAAGCUGAGUCAUUUGAGAUCUAAACAAGUGAGUAACUUUAACUUAUACAGAUUAGGACGUAAAAAAAUGUUGGGCGAAAGUAUGGUGGCAACAAAAUUUGAACCUCACGACAAUUGGUUACCACCGUGUUAUUACGUACCACGAGAACUCGAGCGAGCUCUUAUUGAAGCUGGAGUUCCAGCAAGUCAUUGGAACAGAGCUGAUCUUCCCUCUUUGAAAAAUUUAAGCAAAGAAGAAAUAUGUCAGUUAGUUAAAGAAAAGGGAGAAAAACUUGGUAUUGUAAAUGCAGAAAAGAAACCGAUAAACGUAACGAUACCUUGCUUAAAUUUAGAAAACAUGCCUUGUUUUAUUCCAUAUAAUUUAAUGACGCAGCACAGCAUUCCGGAUAAAAGUAUUGCAGAUUGCGUAGAAGCAUUAAUAGGAGCGUAUUUAGUCGCAUGCGGUCCUCGGGGAGCUCUUCUCUUUAUGUCGUGGCUAGGAAUAAAAGUAUUACCGAAGGAAGAAAAAUUUUUUGAAUCCGAAAACGAUCCGGACAUAAAAAAGGGAGUGGGAGCUAGUCGACCAAUUAAAGUUAUGACGAAUAAUGGAGAAGUAACUUUUGGAAAAUUGAAAUCUCCUAAACGACCUCUUAUUUGUCAUAUACCUAAUCCCGAGGGAGAAUUGGAAAAAUUGUUACGCGGUUUCGAUAUUUUCGAAGAGAGCAUUAAAUAUCGUUUUCGCGACAGAAGUUACCUCCUUCAAGCACUUACUCACGCAUCAUACUACCCUAAUAGAUUGACUGAUUGUUACCAACGUCUCGAAUUUUUAGGCGAUGCCGUUUUAGAUUAUUUGAUUACGAGACACCUGUACGAAGAUUCAAGGCAUCAUUCCCCGGGCGCUCUUACGGAUUUAAGAUCGGCUUUGGUCAACAAUACCAUAUUUGCCUCCUUGGCAGUCAGGCACGAUUUUCAUAAAUAUUUCAGGCAUUUGUGUCCGAGUUUAAAUGAGGUGGUCGAUAGAUUUGUAAGGUUCCAACAAGCAAACGGACACGCAAUAAGCGAAGAAUUUUAUUUAAUUGAAGAGGAAGAAUGCGAAGAAGCCGAAGAUGUUGAAGUACCCAAAGCGUUAGGAGACGUUUUCGAAUCUGUCGCUGGAGCAAUUUUUUUGGAUAGUGGAAUGUCUUUAGACGCUGUUUGGAGAGUCUAUUAUAGAAUAAUGAAAAAUGAAAUAGAAUUAUUUAGUACGAACGUACCGAAAUCACCCAUACGAGAACUUUUCGAACUCGAACCGGAAACUGCUCAAUUUGGCAAACCUGAAAAACUCGCCGAUGGAAGAAGAGUACGAGUUUCGGUCGAAGUUUUUGGUAAAGGAAUAUUUAACGGGAUAGGAAGGAAUUACAGGAUAGCAAAAUGCACGGCUGCCAAAUGCGCAUUAAAACAACUCAAAAGAAAAGGUUUAUUAGAACUAUUUUUUACUAAUGUAGGAUAUAUGAAAAGUUUUUAA
Molecule: messenger RNA, 6540 nt
Organism: Pediculus humanus corporis (human body louse)
Lineage: Eukaryota; Metazoa; Arthropoda; Insecta; Psocodea; Pediculidae
Product: dicer-1, putative
Exons: 21
Coding region: 1-6540 (2179 amino acids)
Biological process (GO): pre-miRNA processing; siRNA processing; apoptotic DNA fragmentation
Cellular component (GO): RISC complex; cytoplasm; nucleus
Molecular function (GO): deoxyribonuclease I activity; ribonuclease III activity; protein binding
Source: RefSeq, a predicted model, not a curated record